Lotus japonicus is the source of this 484-nucleotide messenger RNA. Its product is annotated as 40S ribosomal protein S29. Gene Ontology annotation, cellular component: ribosome; cytosolic small ribosomal subunit. The transcript is spliced from 3 exons. Gene Ontology annotation, molecular function: structural constituent of ribosome; zinc ion binding. Gene Ontology annotation, biological process: translation. NCBI's taxonomy places the organism in Eukaryota, Viridiplantae, Streptophyta, Magnoliopsida, Fabales, Fabaceae. Bases 100 to 270 code for a protein of 56 amino acids. The record is from RefSeq and is a predicted model, not a curated record.
AUAAAUUGACCUUCUCUGAUCACAGAGGCUCCUCGUCCACAUCCUUGAGCUGCUGCGCAAUCAGAUCUUCUUCUUCUCCUAGGAAACCAGAGCGAAGCAAUGGGACACUCUAACGUCUGGAACUCUCACCCCAAGACCUACGGUCCUGGUUCUCGCGCUUGCCGCGUGUGUGGGAAUCCCCAUGCAAUCAUCAGGAAGUAUGGCCUCAUGUGCUGCAGGCAGUGCUUCCGCAGCAAUGCCAAGGAAAUUGGCUUCAUCAAGUAUCGCUAAAGAGUGAGCUUGUCACCUGCUCAACCUAUUUUAGUUACUGGCAUUAGGAUGUUUUGGGGAUCUAUGUUUUUGAAGAAACUUGAGUCUUGUUUUAUUUUUGCAUCUGGUUUAUUAUGAGACUUAAUUUGUAGUAAGAAUCCUUUUACAUAUUUUCUUUUUACUAUUGACCUCCCCAAUUGUGAUCCUUUAAUAUUUCAGAAGUCUUUUUGCUUUA